Messenger RNA from Aplosporella prunicola CBS 121167, 2592 nucleotides. RefSeq lists its product as uncharacterized. Bases 1 to 2592 code for a protein of 863 amino acids. Gene Ontology annotation, biological process: protein processing. The record is from RefSeq and is a predicted model, not a curated record. The transcript has a single exon. Lineage: Eukaryota; Fungi; Ascomycota; Dothideomycetes; Botryosphaeriales; Aplosporellaceae. Gene Ontology annotation, molecular function: serine-type endopeptidase activity. Gene Ontology annotation, cellular component: Golgi membrane; trans-Golgi network.
AUGCGCGCCUCUCUCUUUUGCACGCUGCUGGCGGCGACGACGACGGCCUUUGGCGCGAAAAGCCACCGCCGUCCGAGGAACUACGAGACCCAUGAUUUCUACGCGCUCGAGCUCGACGCCUCCUCUCCGCCUGCCGAAGUCGCUGCCGCGCUGGGGCUGGAAUAUGAGGGCGAGUUUGGCGAGCUGCAAGGCCACCAUGUCUUCAGCGCUGCCAAGCAUGACCGCGACAUGGUCGGCGACGCCAUGCAGGAGCUGAAACGGCGGAAACGGGGGUUGGGUGGCCCUUCGGCCUUGGACGGCAUACGCUUUCAUCAGAAGCAGGUGGCUAGGAAGCGCUUGGUGAAGAGGAUACCUUUCCCAGCGCCUGCCGACAAGACUGGCCCGGUCGCCCGCGCGCAAACGGCCACUUCGGAGGUUGCCGCUCUCAAGCAACAAAACCUCAUCAAAACGCUGGGCAUAAAUGACCCCAUAUUCCCGGAUCAGUGGCAUCUGUUGAACACAGAGGAAGUUGGAAACGACCUGAACGUAACUGGACUAUGGUUGGAAGGUAUAACUGGAAAGGGCGUUGGCGUUUGCAUCGUCGAUGAUGGACUGGACAUGUACAGCGAUGAUCUGAAGGAUAACUACUUCGCCAAGGGAUCUUACGACUUCAACGACAUUGGCCCGGAGCCGAAACCGAGGUUGAGUGACGAUAAACAUGGCACGAGAUGCGCGGGUGAGGUCGCGGCCGGCAAGAACAAUGCUUGCGGCGUUGGUGUCGCUUGGGAUUCAAGGAUCUCCGGUGUCCGGAUUCUCUCCGGACCCCUUACGGACGAGCAUGAGGCCGAGUCCAUGAACUUUGCCAUGAACGAGGGCAACGACAUCUACUCCUGUUCCUGGGGCCCGGCGGAUGACGGCCAAUCUAUGGACGCGCCGGGCAUCCUAAUCAAAAGGGCCAUGGUCAACGGCGUUCAAAACGGCCGGGGCGGUAAAGGCUCGAUCUAUGUGUUUGCGGCAGGCAACGGCGCCGCGGCCGGCGACAAUUGCAACUUUGAUGGAUACACGAACAGCAUUUACAGCGUUACGGUCGGUGCCAUCGAAAAGUCGAAUGAACACCCUUACUACUCUGAAAAGUGCUCGGCGCAGCUAGUGGUUACGUACAGCAGUGGCCGUUCUGAGUCCAUCCAUACAACUGAUGUUGGCACCAAUGUCUGCAGCAACAAUCAUGGUGGAACUUCUGCCGCUGGUCCUUUGGGAGCUGGUAUUUACGCUCUGGCGCUCCAGGCUCGUCCGGAGCUGACGUGGCGGGAUAUUCAAUGGCUCACCGUCAACACGGCCGUGCAGUUCGAUCAGGCUAGCGACUGGCAGGAUACUCCCUAUGGCAGAAAGUUCAGCCAUCAGUUUGGUUACGGCAAGCUCGAUGCGUUCGCGUUCGUUCAGGCAGCCAAGACGUGGGAUCUGGUCAAGCCGCAGGCUUGGUUCUUCUCGCCUUGGAUGCACGUCAAGACGCCUAUCCCACAGGGUGACAAGGGCCUGGUUAGCCGUUUUGACGUGACCGAGGAAGCUUUGAAAAAGGCCAACUUUGAAAGGAUCGAGCACGUCACCGUCACCAUGAACGUCGAGCAUACGCGCCGAGGCGAUCUCAGUGUCGAGUUGCGUAGCCCCAGUGGGAUCGUCAGCCAUCUCUCCGUGCCCCGUCACCGCGAUUCCGAGCCGGCCGGCUACGUCGACUGGACCUUCAUGUCGGUCGCGCACUGGGGAGAAUCCGGCGUCGGCACAUGGACCGUCAUCGUCAAAGACACGGUCGAGAACGAAUACACGGGCACCUUUACGGACUGGAAGUUGCGCCUCUGGGGCGAGUGCAAGGACGCCGCCAGCCAGCAGCUGCUGCCCAUGCCGACGGAACACGACGACGAUGAUCACGAUGUCAUCGUUGUCGAUCCGCACACGACGUCAAUCUCCGUCCCAACCGCCACCGGCUCGCCCGAAGGCAACCCAUCGGAUCACCCUGACCGCCCCGUCAAGCCCAAGCCAACAGCCUCGGGCGCGGCUGUCAUACCCUCGAAGCCCGGCAGCACAGGCAAGCCCGUGCAGACAGCGCCCGUAAUCGGCAACCCGUCAGAGGAAGAAGAAGCGCAGGCAUCAGCGUCAGCGACGCCAGGCGAGAACUUCCUGCCCUCACCCUUCCCUACCUUCGGCGUGAGCAAGCGCACCCAAGGCUGGAUCUACGCAUCCCUGGGGUUAAUCCUGGCCUUCUGCGGCAGCCUAGCCGUGUACUUCUGGUGGGCGCGGCGCAAGCGGUUGCGCAGCAACCCGCGCAGCGAGUACGAGUUCGAGCUCGUGGACGACGGGGGCGACGAGCCGCUGACGGGCGGCGCGGCGGGCGGCCGCAAGGGCAAGCGCCGCGCCGGCGAGCUGUACGAUGCGUUUGCGGGCGAGAGCGACGAGGACCUCUUCUCGGAUGACGACGACGACGAUGCCCAUGCCGCGGCGGUUGGCGGCGCGUAUAGGGAUCAUGGCCGCUAUGACGAGGAUGACGAGGACGCCUUCGAUGAGAAGAGCGGCUUGAGGCAGGGCAUGCAGGGCGGCGGCGGCGGUGGCGCGGCGCGGUAA